Messenger RNA from Durusdinium trenchii, 1954 nucleotides. NCBI's taxonomy places the organism in Eukaryota, Dinophyceae, Suessiales, Symbiodiniaceae. The record is from the annotation of a GenBank genome assembly.
AGCAAGGUUCGCUACUAGGGGCUCCUGGCCUUACUACUAGGAACAAGAAGCUAUUAGGAUCGUUGGGCCAAGCGCAUCUUCUCAUCUGCUCCUUGCUCAGCUGCAGAUUGCCCAAAGGCUGCCACAUAUGUGAGGAAGUCACACAGCACAUGCGUUUCUAGUUUUAUCAUGUGCAAAUCAGAGGAGUCGUGAUCUGGAGUGAUCAAGGAGAUUGAAGCCCUACGAUGGGAUCAUGCCUAAAUUGGCAGCUAAAAACCCGCGGCAAUGGGCAGGUGCCCAGGGAAGCAUGCUGGCCGUUGAGUUUGACUCAUUUGACUUAUUCUUCAUGAAAUGGUCAUAGCUGGUGCCCGCCGAGCUUUGGCAGCGCAUGUCUAUGUGUCAGAGGGCCGCGAUAGGCAAAUCAUCUCCAAGUUAGCCACUGCAGGUGCAGCGGCUGGAGCAAUUGUUGCGAAUGAGUUCAUGGAUCCUGUGUACAAUCGAUCAGGACUAACUUUGGCAUCAACGGAUGCAAGAAAAGUCGAGGUUGGUGUGAGCGCAAUCUGUAGCGAAGCACUGCGAGCGUUGGACUUGAAAGGGCAUGUGGCGACGCACCCACGGCUUGGUCUUGUCGACCAUGUUGCUUGCAACCCGUUGGGUGCUGCAACCUGCGCUGAGGCAGCUGAGCUGGCUGCCCGAAUUGGAAAACACCUUGGAGAGGGUGAUGGAUGCCGGGUGGCAGUGCCCGUUUUCUUCUAUGGGGCGGCGCGUGAGGACUUCAGGCCUUUGGCUGAACUACGAAGGAGCUUAGGGUACUUUGGUGGUGCCGCCAAGGGUGAAUGGUCUGGCCUUUCGGAAGAGAUGAAGCAGGCGAUUGUCAAGCUCCGUGCAGAUCAAGGUCCAGUGGGGCAGGUCGAUGACCGCUAUGGGGUCGCUGUAGUUGGAGCCGUGCCUUGGGUGCAUAACUACAAUCUGCUUGUUGCCGCUGACCUGGGCCAGGCUGAACUCAUGGCUCGGUGCCGACGGAUUGCCAAGAGCGUCAGCGAGAGGGGUGGUGGAUUGAGAUGUGUGGAGACCAUGGCACUUCCCCAUGACCACGGUGUGGAGGUGGCUUGCAACAUCCUGGAUGCCGACAUUAGUCCACCGGCAAAGGUGCCAGGAACUAGCUAGGAUUGGUUAGUUUCAAGCUUGACACAUUGCCGUUGGAUCAGGAAGCUGCCCUUUCAUUCGUUGCACUUUGUUACGCUCUUUGUUUUUUUUUCUCUUGCUUUUCCGCUGCCGCCAGAAACGAAGGAUGGGAGCAUUCCAACCGUAGCUUUGGAGGGUCGAGCGGGCCGAAAGGGGUCUCGGCGUCUUGGCCGAGAGACGAGCGCUGCAUGGGCUCUGUCUGCCCUGCUUGUGCCUUCGCUUGCCACAGCACUGGCUCUGACGAGAGAGGCGACCCGCUAAUGGAAGGAGCCCAAGGUGAUGAAGCCUUUCUCAACAAGUUUUCGCGGCAAAAUGCUGCCUUUGGUGCCGAGGUCACCCUGAAGAUGACCAAGAUGAGAGCUUUAGUUGUUGGUUGCAGCGGGGUUGCUGUCGAGAUUGUGAAGAACCUGGUGCUUCAAGGGCUCGGUGCUGUGACCCUGGUUGACCCAAAACCUGCAAAGAUCCAGGAUUUGGGCACGAACUUCUUUUUAUCAGAGGCAGAUGUUGGGAAGCCGCUGGCUGCCUUACUCGUGCCCAAGUUCCAGGAACUGAACCCCUUCUGUGACGUUUGCAUUGCAGACGCACUCACCGCAGAGGUGGUGCAACAACACACCGUGUUGCUCAUUUGUGAGAGCAUGCCUUUGACAGAGUUGCUUAAGUGGAACGCAUAUUGUCGGACUUUGCUCCCAAAGCCCGUGGCAUUCCUCUACGUGCGAACCGGUGGCGUUUUUGGCAACGUCUUCGUUGACUUUGGACCUUCGCACGUUCUGGUGGAUGCAAACGGGCAGGC